GCCGAACAGAUGUGAGGUACGCCUGGUUUUUCCAAGCAGUGCGUUCAGCACUUCCUCUCACGUUAGGAGUCUUUAUGUUUUUAAGCUUCUCCUGUUGCUGCAGCAGAGGUACCACCUCAGAUCCGAGUAGGGCAGGAAGACAAGCUCAUCUCAAAAUCUCUUCUAACUGACGGAGACAAGAACCGCGAGAUCAGAACAAGUCUGCAUCCUUUUAACAAAGUUUAUUCCUUUUUGUUUUAUUUAUUUGACUCUUUGUUUUGCAGCAGCAUAAACAAUACCUGCGCUGAAAGAGAAGAAAGAGAAGACUAAACAGUUACAAAAAAUUGGAUUUCCCUCCCUAUUUUGUUUGUUUUCUUUUAUUAUUAUUAUUUUUACUAGUUUAUCCUGGUAAUAAAACAACGGUGGGAUACCUGCAGAUCCAAGGUGCCGUGAAGCUCAUCGGGGGCAAAUUCCAAUGCGAUGCUGUGGAUGUGACUUCAACCAACAGAAAAACAGACUCCAGUAAACAACCAUGAAAGACGAAUUCACUGACGAAGAGGAGGUGCAGUCCUUCGGCUAUAAACGGUUUGGAAUUCAGGAGGGUACAGAGUGCACAAAGUGUAAAAAAGAUUGGGCACUAAGGACAGCCAUCGCUCUCCUCUAUGUGCUCUGUGCUCUGCUCACCAUAGCCGUGGCUGUCCUUGGAUACAAAGUUGUCCAGAGGAUGGACAAUGUCACAGAGGGCAUGCAGAACUAUGGAGGCAAGAUCAAUGCUGUGGAAACAGACUUAAGGAAACUAGAUGGUCAAGCAGGAGAGAAGUCCCUCAAUGCCACCAGUGAAAUGAAUACGUUCAAAUCAGAUCUGGAAGCUUUACAAAACCAACUGAAAGACAUUAGCAGUAGAGCAAGAAGCAACAGAGACAUUUUGGGAGAGCUGUUGGCCACAGGAGACAACAUGCAGAAUGGCCAUGUGUCCCUUCAAAGAGUUCUGGCUGGCAACACAGAGUCAUUGCGAGGGAUCAAUCAGUCGUUGGCAUCCUACAGUGGAAUGAUUUAUGACCUCCAGGCAGACACUGCACGGCUCCAGUCUGACCUCCAGGACCAAGUCAAAGUGCAGAGCGAGACUCAAGUUGGCAUCAUCUCGCUUAAUAUCACGCAAGGCCAACAGCGCAACCUGCUCAGCACGCUCCAGAAGACAGUCGAAGAUGUUAGCCAGACGGUGCAGAAGCUGAAGAAUGACUUUCAGAUUCUGCAGCAAACAGCCAACCACACAUGUUCAGACUCAGAGUGGCUGAAAGAAAAGGUCCAGAAUCUUCAGGUUUUGGCAACAAAUAAUUCCGCCCUGACCAUCUCCAACGGUGACACACUGGAUGACCUGAGAGCCCAGCUGAAUUCUUUGGCCAGCCAAAUACAGAACACCUCAGCUAUCACCAACAGCCAUGACCAAGGCUUGCAUGAGCUGAUGGACCGCCAGAGAUACAAUGAUAAUGCCACCUCUUUGAAGUUUGAUGAAAUGGAAGCGCGAUUGGACAGGCAUGAAAGCAACAUGGACCGUGUGACAGGAAACAUGAGCUUCGCAUCGCAGAUCUUAGGAGUCAUUAGCACUGAUCUGACGGGCCUGAGAUCCUGUGCUGAGACAGUGUUAAGACAUACCGACCUGUUAGCAGGACUGAAUGCUACAAUGGAAGAGGCCAAGGCCAACAGCAAAGACCUGCGCACACAACAGGAAGAACUUGCAAGCAGGUUGGACCAAGAGGUGAACAACCUGACCAUGGUAAUGGAGGAGAUGAAGUUGGUGGACAGCAAGCACACACAGCUCAUCACCAACUUCACCAUCCUGCAGGGUCCACCGGGUCCAAAAGGCUCGAGAGGUGAUAAAGGUCCCCAAGGCCUUAUGGGCCAGACAGGACAAAAGGGUGAAAAAGGAGACAAAGGAAUGGUAGGGCUGGUAGGACCAAAAGGAGACAGGGGUGCUACUGGACCACCAGGGGUGACAGGUCCAAAAGGUCCCCUUGGAGCUCGAGGGCUUCCAGGACCUAAAGGAUCAAGAGGGUCUGGAGGUAGACCUGGAAACCCUGGUGAAAAGGGUGACCCUGGAGCUAAUGGAUAUCCUGGUUUGGAUGGAAAACCUGGAUUUCCAGGGCUACAAGGGCCAAAUGGACCUAGAGGAGAAGCAGGACCUCCAGGUUUAGAGGGACCUCGUGGACCUGUUGGUCCAAUUGGCCCUGCUGGUCCUCCGGGCCUUCCUGGCCUACCUGGACCUGUCAUUCCUGCCAUUAUUAAACCAUCCAAAGCCCCUCAAGUUGUUAAACCUCCCCUACCAACGUUAGAUCCCGUACCAACGGAGAAACAAAAAAGCUCUGCAUCUUGGCAGGACCAGUCCCCACCUGUUAUUACCACCCCUACACCUGGUUGUCCUCCUAAGUUCAGAAACUUUGGGGACAGCUGCUACUACUUCUCCUCUAGUUCCCAAAGACUCAACUUUAAUGAAGCAAACAAGUUCUGUAAAAACAUGUCCUCCCAUAUGCUCAUAAUCAAUGACAAUGAGGAGCAGCAAUUUGUAAGAAAUGCCAUUUCAACAAAGGGCUAUUUCUGGCUGGGGCUUACCGACAAGGAGGAGGAAAAUGUCUGGAAGUGGGUGGAUGGAACCAUACCAGUUUUUACAAACUGGAAACCUGGUCAGCCAGAUAACUGGACUCAUGGUCAUGCAAAUGGAGAGGAUUGUGCAGGUCUUAUCCAUAAUGCUAACUGGAAUGAUUUCUACUGCACAGACCGCAUCGGUUUCAUCUGUGAACAACCAUCUGAAUGUCAGAAGGCGAAAUAUCUUGUCCACACCCCAGCGAUGCCUCUCUUCACGACCAACCCCUUUGAUCAAGAUGUUGAGAAAGCAACCAGUGAGAUGAACACUGCAGAGGACUGGGGCCUCAUUCUGGACAUAUGUGAUAAGAUAGGGCAGUCCCGCACUGGUCCCAAAGAAUGUCUCCGCUCUAUAAUGAGAAGAGUGAACCACAAGGAUCCCCAUGUAGCCAUGCAGGCAUUGACUCUCCUGGGUGCUUGUGUUUCAAACUGUGGCAAAAUCUUCCACUUGGAGGUUUGCUCCAGAGAGUUUGCCAGUGAAGUCAGUAAUGUCUUAAACAAGGGUCACCCAAAAGUGUGUGAAAAGCUGAAGGCACUGAUGGUGGAGUGGGCAGAGGACUUCCGCAAUGAUCCACAGCUUAGUCUGAUCUCAGCGAUGAUCAAGAAUCUACGCGAGCAAGGUGUCAGCUUCCCAGUUGUGGGUUCCCAGGCUGCAGAGCAAGCAAAAGCAAGCCCAGCAUUGGUGGCUAAGGAUCCCUCCACCACAACAAACAAGAAAGAGGAAGAAGAUCUGGCCAAAGCUAUUGAGCUGUCGCUAAAGGAGCAACGUCAGCAACCGCAGACCUCCUUAUCGAGCCUUUACCCGAGCACUUCCAGUCUGCUCUCCACACAUAAGUCCGACGGCAGAAAAGUCCGCGCCAUCUACGAUUUUGAGGCUGCAGAGGACAAUGAGCUCACUUUUAAGUCAGGAGAAAUCAUCACUAUCCUGGAUGACAGUGACCCCAACUGGUGGAAAGGGGAAACGUACCAGGGAGUCGGCUUGUUCCCUUCCAACUUUGUCACUGCUGAUCUCACUGCAGAGCCUGAGAUGAUGAAGACGGAGAAGAAAACUGUACAAUUCAACGAGGAGAUCCAGGUGGAGACAAUAGAGCCUGAGCAGGAGCCUGUUUAUAUAGACGAGGACAAAAUGGACCAGCUGCUCCAAAUGAUUCAGAGUGCAGAUCCUACAGACAACCAGUCGGACAGCGUCGAGUUACUCCAGCUGGAAGGUGCGUGUAAUCAAAUGGGACCCCUCAUUGACCAGAAGUUGGAGGAUAUAGAUAGGAAGCACUCUGAGCUGUCAGACCUAAAUGUGAAGGUGAUGGAAGCCUUGUCUCUAUAUGCAAAGCUGAUGAAUGAAGAUCCAGUAUAUGCCAUGUAUGCCAAGCUGCAGAGCCAGCAGUACUACAUGCAGCAGCCUGCUAGUGCAGCACAGCAGGUCUACCCUGGUCAGCCUGCGUCAGGUUCGUACGCCAUGAGCAGUACCGGAGUGCAAGGUUAUACGGUUCCUGUGGAGCAGCUUCCUGCUGGGGCACCCAUUCCUGGUCAGCCAGCUCACAGCGAUGUCCACAUGUAUAUGGGUCAGCCACCGGUCUACACUGCAGCCCCCGGUGCUAUGGCUCCAGCAGACAUUCAGUCCUACCCAAACCCAGCCAGCGCCACGGGCCCCGCACUGUGCACAGCUCCCGCAGGCAUGACGCAGACGGCGAACUACCGCGCCCCCUCCGGCACAAGCUUAGUGCCUCAUUCAGACGUACCACAGGGCCCUUACUCAGAGAAAGCCUUGCUAUAGGGCUCCACUCCUCCUUGUUACAGAUAGGGUAAACAUAUACCAAUUAUCACCCCACCGUAAGAAAUAGUUCAUUGUUGUUUCUGUUGAGGAGCAGGUUUAAAAAUUUCAAACACAUCAGGCAAACACCUGCGUUUGGUGCAGCUCGUGUUUUAUUUAGCAAACCCACAUGUAAAAAAUACAGUGACUUCUUUCUGCUGGUCAUGGAGUGUUUGUGAGGUUCUGACUUGAGCUAACAAGUAGUUUGAAGGUAUGCAUCAUUUCUUAUUGAUCAUGUUUGCACAUUUUUACCUAUUCAGAUGUUGGAAAAUACAGCUGCUUUAAGUUGGACUGAUGGGUCAUGGUUCUAGUCUAAGCACCUAAUGUAAAUCUGGCCACAAUAAACUCCACUUUUUCUGUAAAAAAUCUUUAAUAAUUUAACAAUGUUAGAUUUAAAGAUUUUUAGGAAUACCUAAUUGUUACUUUUUUUAUAGACUCUUCAAAAGGGUCUGAUAGUCCUGUUUUAGAUUUUCUUUUGUUUUAGAAUUUAUAAACAGAAAAAAUAUCAUUUGAAUUCUUUGUUUUCACAUCUUCUGAAUUUUUAAAUAUAAUUGCAUUUAUUUUGCCAUGUUAGACACAUCUUACUCUUAGAAAUGAUAUGAGUCUAACGGUCUAAUCAAUAUAAGUGCAUCUAAAUAAAUUACAAUAUCAUCGAAAGUUGAUUUGAGUAGUACAGUUCAAAAGGUGAAACUCGUUGACUCAUUAUACACAGAUUGAUAUGUUUCAAGCAUUUAUCUGUUAAUUUUGAUGAUUAUGGCUUACAGCUAAUAAAGACUCAAGAUUCAGCUUGUGACAAAAUAGAAUAGAGUAUGACUUAAAACCAAUUUAAAACAAAAAAAAAAGGGACUUUUUGAAAGAAAUUUGACCCAAAUACUGAACAAGCUUUGCUUCACAAGUCCUUUCAAGGCUAUGGUUAUCACUGUUGCUAGUGCAUAUUUUCAGCUAAACACUAAACUUUCUACUAGACCACUUGGCUGCAGCUGUCUGUGAACAGCCAGCUUCUUCAGCAACUUUUGUUUGGACCUUCCUUGUGGAGGUUGCUAAUGACUGUCUGUUAGACAGUUGUCAAGGUAACAAUCUCCUUCAUGUUUAUGUGGGCCAAAACCUAACAUUUGUCUGUUUUAUUGGUGGUAUUUAAUAUUCUGAAUUUUCUGAAAAACUAGAGUUUGGGUUUCAGUUUAGCUUUAGAUCAUAAUUAUCAAAAUAAACAGAAACAAGCAUGUAAAAUGCAUUAUUGAGAUGCACAUCUAUAUAUGAUUAUUAGAAUUUGUCAACUUCUUAAUAACAAUGUCAGCUCUAUGUAAACAAAAAGUUUUACCAAAUAGAGUAAACAAAUGUAACUGUAGUUACGGUGUAAUGCCAUUUUAUUUAGAUGAUGCACAUGUGAAAUAGAGCAGUUCUUUCACAUUACUAUUAAUAGGCCUACAUCUGUGGACUUACAUUAAAACACUAACAUUAAGACAAAUUCAGUAUGCCACAGUGAUCCCAUCCACAACAGCUAAUUACAGUCCUGUUCAUACCAUAAAAAGGUUGUUUUUUUCACUUGUUUUCUACUUUUUUAUUCAAAUCAAAACACUAAACUGGAGAUAUUAUGCUCCAGCUAAUCUACAAGUUUCAUCAACUUUUAAAAGUACUGAAAACUGAAGUCACUUUGAUUUUCUUGCGGAUGCAUGCACAUGACUCCUGUAAAUACUACACUAAGGUAGUACCCAUGAGGUUGGUUGUAUGUUGGCACAGCUCUGGGUGUUUUCUCCUAGCCUCAAAGCUGAUUCUUCUGUUUAAGCAUGCCCCUGGUGAGUUAAAGGUGUAUAAGCAUCCCUACAUGUCCAUUGUCCAUUGCAACACAAGCAGUUUCAUAUUUUCCAGGGGGAUGCAGGCCUCCGUGUCCAUCGAGGCUGUGCUAACAUGCAUGCACCACCGACUUGGCUACAAAGGGGAGAACUCUAUGAGCCCCAUUGAUUUUGAUUUCUUUUUUUCUUUUUCUAGUGCAUUCUAAUUUAUGUUUAACUAUUAUUAGGAUAUUUUAAUUAAGUAUUGCAGGAUGUAUGUAUUCAAAGAAUAGAGUGGGAUGUGUGAUAUUCUGCCUAACUUAGUUGUAUAUUUCAGAUGAGAAUCUGGACAUUUCUCUCUUAUUGUACUGUAGGUUUAAUGGUAACAUUAGAACUGACUGAAAUCGAGCCCUGAUGUGUGUUUUGUGAUUUCUCAGACUUGUGUUAACACCGAUGGAUGCUUUAUGUGAUGAAGAGACAUUAGUCGAAGAUUAUGUUUAGGUGCCAUCUCUCACCCAACAUUAAAUGAUGCAUUUAAUGUGUUCUUAGUCCCAAAUAAUUUGUAUGGCUUCUACAUGUAGCAAGUCUUCAAGAAGGAUUGGAUGUUUGGAAAAACAGAUUUUCAAUAAGCUAGUAAAAUAAAAUAAAGCUAUUUGUGUAUUGUAUUAAAUUAUGCUUUGUGAAGGAAAUUUGAAUUAUUGAUUCUGAAGUACAUUUUAGAGUUGGGACAUGUUUCAGUACUCUAGUGACAAACUUUUCUCAUUGCAUUUUCUCUUUGGAUAUCUUGUUUCAAAUGUGUAAUGUUUUGCCAUCCAUGUGUCACCUUAUGAAUGCAAAACACCUCCUAUUUAAGGCUUAGUAUUUAGACUCUGUUUUUGAGAAUUUAAUUUUAACAUAAAUAUAGUUGAGACAAGCUAAAUGAGUCAUUAUUUUGCCUCCUUCAGUUUAAUGUAAGAAAAUCUACUCCAUUUAACCAUAACAGCUGUUCUGGGACCAUGAGAGAAAGACCCAGCUUAUUGUUAUGCAUCAUCCAAAUGGAUCAUCUUACCGGACCGAUGAGGGACUGCAGCCCUGAUGGAACCUUUUCUUUUUGUACAGGAUUGAGAUGCUGCCUGUUUUUUUUUUGUUUUUUUUUAAGUUUUAAGCCAACAUUAUCGUAAAGGUUCUGUCCAAACCUGUACUCUGCUGUUUCUAUGUAUUCUUUUAACCAUACCUAAUAAUUGGUAUUCACAAUAAAACCAGGCCAAGUGUACAGAGUAA
Girardinichthys multiradiatus is the source of this 7452-nucleotide messenger RNA. RefSeq names its product collectin-12-like. Gene Ontology annotation, cellular component: ESCRT-0 complex. The coding region runs from base 512 to 4387 and encodes 1291 amino acids. The record is from RefSeq and is a predicted model, not a curated record. Gene Ontology annotation, biological process: protein transport to vacuole involved in ubiquitin-dependent protein catabolic process via the multivesicular body sorting pathway. Gene Ontology annotation, molecular function: phosphatidylinositol binding; ubiquitin binding. The transcript has 23 exons. NCBI's taxonomy places the organism in Eukaryota, Metazoa, Chordata, Actinopteri, Cyprinodontiformes, Goodeidae.